Molecule: messenger RNA, 1513 nt
Organism: Fusarium oxysporum Fo47
Lineage: Eukaryota; Fungi; Ascomycota; Sordariomycetes; Hypocreales; Nectriaceae
Product: NADP-dependent oxidoreductase domain-containing protein
Exons: 1
Coding region: 377-1366 (329 amino acids)
Cellular component (GO): cytosol
Molecular function (GO): aldose reductase (NADPH) activity
Source: RefSeq, a predicted model, not a curated record
GUUUGGUCUAGCUUAGCCUUUCUAGAAGUUUCCCAAUUCAGGACAUGACGUCAAUGACCAUCUUGACCCAAACUCGCCUCGCGCGGCCUCGGCGAAAAAACCAUGACCAUGGAUGAUGGAUGACAGCCACCUCAUCAAGUAUGUACUGUACAGUAAAAACGUGCCAUCCAUACAAUUGCCGUUUCGUAUAGAGUUUUCAGCAUCGGUACCUCUCCACUGACGAAACGUCAAUUGAGAUAUUUUAUCAUUAAUUAAUCCCUUUAAAAGCCGUUCAUCUGUAAAACUGCCCCUCACUAGUCAAGAUUCUCACUCCCUAUCUUUCACCUACUCACAUACCCCAUCACUCACACCCAAACUUCACCCAAACAUCUACACCAUGGCCGUCUCAAACAAGACCACAUUCACCCUCAACAAUGGCGUCAAGAUGCCCGGCCUGGGCUUCGGCACUUUUGCUAACGAGGGCGCAAAGGGCGAGACCUACGAUGCCGUCAAGUGCGCCCUCAAGGUCGGCUACCGACACCUCGACUGCGCCUGGUUCUACCUCAACGAAGGUGAGGUCGGUCAGGCAGUGAGGGAUUUCCUCGCCGAGAACAAGGAUGUCAAGCGUGAGGACAUCUUCAUCUGCACAAAGGUCUGGAACCACCUCCACGAGCCCGAGGAGGUCAAGUGGUCGUUCGAGAACUCCCUCAAGAACUUUGGCCUCGACUACAUUGAUCUCUUCCUUGUCCACUGGCCCAUCGCUGCUGAGAAGGACGAGGACUACAAGCCCAAGAUUGGACCAGAUGGCAAGUACGUCAUCAAGAAGGAUCUCACUGAGAACCCUGAGCCCACAUGGCGCGCCAUGGAGGAGAUUUAUGCUAGCGGCAAGGCCCGUGCUAUUGGCGUUUCCAACUGGACCAUCGAGGGUCUCAAGAAGUUGCUGUCCUUCGCCAAGGUGAAGCCAGCUGUCAACCAGAUCGAGAUCCAUCCCUUCCUGCCCAACGAGGAGCUCGUCAAGUUCUGCCAGGAGAACGAUAUUCUCCCCUCCGCUUACUCUCCCCUCGGAUCCCAGAACCAGGUCCCCACUACUGGUGAGAAGGUCCGCACCAACGAGACCCUCAACGCCGUCGCCGAGCGCAGCGGUAACACCCUCGCUCAAGUGCUCCUCGCCUGGGGUCUGCGACGCGGCUAUGCUGUGCUGCCCAAGAGCUCAACACCCUCUCGAAUUGAGAGCAACUUCCAGGUUCCCAACCUGUCUGACGAGGACUUUGAGGCUAUCCAGAGUGUUGCCAAGGGCCGACAUACUCGCUUUGUCAACAUGAAGGAUACCUUCGGUUACGAUGUCUGGCCUGAGGAGACUCCUGAGAACGGAACCUCUGCUGUUUAAGUUAUGAGAUUAUGAUGAAUACCCUGGAUGAAUGAAAAGAAUGGAAAGGAAAAGAGUGUAUUAUAGCGUUUGGUUAGCGGGACAAAAGUUAGCAUGAGAGUCAUUCCGCUGUUUGGAAAGAGAUGAAAUUGAUCACAUUUCAAACAA